Messenger RNA from Chironomus riparius, 716 nucleotides. The record is from the annotation of a GenBank genome assembly. NCBI's taxonomy places the organism in Eukaryota, Metazoa, Arthropoda, Insecta, Diptera, Chironomidae.
GUUAGUCAAUAAUUUUAUUUCAUCAACUAAAGUCAUGUCGAAAGAACUCUCAAAAGUCGUUUACAACGAUCGAUAUGGAUAUGCGAUCGCAUACUAUCCUCCAUUACACAUGCGUGAUACAAAACUUGAAAUACUAGAACGUUCCAAAAAGAUUAAUUUGCCAAGUCUACGUCCUCGUUGUAAGCCAGAACCGACGAGGGUGUGGAAAUUAAGAGAAACGCCAAGUGACUUUUUAAAAAGGAAAAAUAUGGAAAGGGAAAUUGAAGUACUGCAUGAUACAUGUGCAAAGGCAAAAGAUCUGUUCAGAAAAGCCAGAGAUUUUGAUCAUAAUCGCAGUGAAAUGUUGUAUCCAAGCUACAAAAAUUCAAUUCAAAGUCGAAAUGUAAAUGAUGUCAUUCAUGAUGUAAAUGAGAUAUAUGAGACCUAUUUGAACAAGUCUAAACCUGAAAAGUCAGAAACUGAUAACGAGAAUCAAGAUAAUAUUGAAGAGCACCCGAAAAAAUCAGUAAUUCUAGAUAUUCAUGACAGUUGUGAGCAUAAAAUCUCAAAACGUCGCCAAGACGCAAUCCACGAGAUCCAAGUCUAUUGUGAAUCAAUUGAUAAGCUUUAUGAACGCAUUGAGCAGCUUUCGAAUGCCUUUAAUGAAGAAAAAGAAGAAAAGUGAUUUGUCAGUGCCAAAUAUUUUCAAUAAAAUAAUAAUUAUUUUCAAUUUCCUG